AUCGAUGAUUCUCCACCUCCAAUCAUGAGCAAUGUGUGAAUGAUGAUAACAUAAAAAACGCACAACAAACUGACGCUUAAAAUUAGCAGAGACAACUGCAGCCAGGCCGGGCUUGAUUGGGGAAGCAACAACAACGUACUUGGCUAACGACACGUCAACAGAAUACAACACAAAAAUGUAUUGCCUGCAAUGUUUAUUACCUGUGCUGCUGAUACCAAAGCCAACGAAUCCAGCGUUAAUGGAAACGCACGUCAUGUUCAUAGUGCUCUAUUUGAUUGGAUUCUUUUUGGAGCGCAAGCCGUGCACCAUAUGCAGUCUGGUGUUUCUCACAGCCGUCUCCCUAAUCUGCUACAGCGGCGUUGGCAACUGCAUCUUCUGGGGCAACUGCGAGGGACAUCAUUGCGAGAAUGGCUAAGCGGCAACAGCAACCACAACAACAAAAUAUGCUGCAUCCCAUCCUCUAACAACAAUCAUCAGUCUAGCAAAAUAGUCAACGACGAAACGAUAACACGGUGCAGAACAUACAAGAAGAAGAAGAGAACGUGUGCUAAAUAUAGAAAAAUAUAUAUAAAUCAUGAACAAUUUGCAUAUUAAUCGACAAACAACAACAAAAUAAAGGCGAAAAGAGUUACAAGCGAAACAAUCAGUGAUAAAAAGUGAGUGAGUUAACAGAGUUCUGUUACGUCUAUGUAAAGUGUGUGAUUUAACAGAGUUCUGUUACGCCUACGCCUGUUAGCAGUGAAAAACCUUGGAGAGACUAAAAACCAAAACCAUGAACGAAACUGAAACCGAAACCGACUUCAUCCCAACGUUCGAUCGCUCGCAUAACCGUUUCUGCUGCUCGUUCUACAUUGCGUAUUUUUAGUUGAUAACUUAGCUAAAUGUUUCCCAAACCAAGAUCCAUCUCCCCAUCCGCAUCCCCAUUUGAAGUGUAUUAUUUAAGAAGCGCUACAAAAUGUAUUGUAAAUGUGUGGUAAUGGUAAUUGCAAACCUCCCAGCUUCCCUCCCCAAUCGCUGUUCAGUCCGUCAAUGCAAUUCUACAAUUAGUCAUAUAUAAAUAUUUAUAUUAUACAUA
Molecule: messenger RNA, 1075 nt
Organism: Drosophila albomicans
Lineage: Eukaryota; Metazoa; Arthropoda; Insecta; Diptera; Drosophilidae
Gene: bc10
Product: bladder cancer-associated protein
Exons: 2
Coding region: 176-415 (79 amino acids)
Source: RefSeq, a predicted model, not a curated record